This is a messenger RNA of Miscanthus lutarioriparius, 1938 nucleotides long. Lineage: Eukaryota; Viridiplantae; Streptophyta; Magnoliopsida; Poales; Poaceae. The record is from the annotation of a GenBank genome assembly.
AUGGCGGACGGCCACCACUUUAACAACAUCUCCCUCGGCGGCCGUGGCGGCGGCAACCCUGGGCAGUUCAAACUUUACACAGGAGGCUUGGCGUGGAAGAAGCAAGGAGGAGGAAAGAUCAUUGAUGUUGAUAAAGGUGAUAUCACUUCUGUGGCUUGGAUGAGGAUUCCUAAAUCUUAUCAGCUUAGUGUUGGGACGAAGGAGGGCCUCUGUUACAGAUUUUUUGGCUUUCGUGAACAGGAUGUUAGUAACCUAACUAAUUUCAUAGAGAAGAGCACUGGAAUCACACCAGAAGAGAAGCAGCUUUCUGUUACUGGGCAUAAUUGGGGCGGAAUAGAAAUAAAUGGGAAUAUGCUUUGCUUUAAUGUUGGUUCAAAGGAAGCGUUUGAAGUCUCUCUAGCAGAUGUGGCACAGACUCAGAUGCAAGGGAAAACAGAUGUUGUCCUAGAGUUCCAUGUAGAUGAUACUACUGGGGCUAAUGAGAAAGAUUCAUUGAUGGAUUUAAGUUUUCAUGUUCCGACUUCGAAUACUCAAUUCAUUGGAGAUGAGCAUCGUACCUCAGCUCAGAUGCUAUGGCAGGCUAUCUCGGUUGAUAUUGAUGGUGGUGGCUCCUCAGAGAUGGCUGUUGUUACAUUUGAUGGAAUUGCAAUUCUUACACCAAGGGGCCGAUACAGUGUUGAGCUUCAUCAGUCAUUCUUGCGACUCCAAGGACAAGCUAAUGAUUUCAAAAUCCAAUAUAGUAGUAUUCUUCGCCUAUUUGUUUUACCAAAGUCACACAAUCCACAUACCUUUGUGGUUAUCACACUUGAUCCACCAAUUCGCAAAGGACAAACUUUAUAUCCUCACAUUGUUAUUCAGUUUGAGACAGAGGCAGUGGUUGAAAGGGAACUGGCAUUAAGUGGUGAGGUUUUGGCCGAGAAGUACAAGGAUAGGCUUGAGAGCUCUUACAGGGGUCUAAUACAUGAGGUAUUCUCCAAGCUCCUUCGUGGCUUAUCUGGUGCUAAAGUGACAAGGCCAAGUACAUUCCGCAGUUGCCAAGAUGGAUAUGCAGUCAAAUCAUCACUUAAAGCUGAAGAUGGUUUGCUUUAUCCACUCGAAAAGGGCUUCUUCUUUCUGCCAAAGCCCCCAACACUAAUUCCUCAUGAUGAGAUCGAGUAUGUUGAGUUUGAGCGUCAUGGUGCUGGAGGUGCAAGUAUAUCAUCUCAUUACUUUGACCUUUUGGUCAAGCUCACAAAUGAUCAAGAACAUCUCUUCAGAAACAUCCAAAGGAAUGAAUACCAUAACCUCUUCAACUUCAUCAGUGGCAAGCAUUUGAAAAUUCUGAAUCUUGGAGAUGGCCAAGGUAGAACUAGUGGUGUUACUGCUGUUCUUCAGAGCACCGAUGAUGAUUCUGUUGAUCCACAUCUGGAGCGGAUAAAAAAUCAGGCUAGUAAUGAGGAAAGUGAUGAAGAGGAUGAAGAUUUUGUGGCAGACAAGGACGAUAGUGGAUCUCCAACGGAUGAUUCCGAUGCGGAUGGCUCUGAUGCUAGCAUGAGUGGAGGAGAAAAGGAGAAACCUUCCAAGAAGGAAGCUACUAGCUCAAAGGAAGCUAGUAGCUCAAAGCCACCUGUGAAGAAGAAGCAGAUGAAGAGUGGGCCUGAUGAAGGUUCUCAAAAAAAGAGGCCAAAGAAGAAGAAAGAUCCCAAUGCCCCUAAGAGAGCUAUAGCCCCAUUCAUGUACUUCUCAAAGGCUGAGCGAGCUAAUAUCAAGAGCAGCAAUCCUGAACUGGCUACCACAGAGAUUGCAAAGAAGCUUGGAGAAAGGUGGCAAAAGAUGACAGCUGAGGAAAGGCAGCCAUAUGUGGAGCAGUCCCAGGUUGACAAGCAACGCUACGUAGAAGAGUCUGCAGCCUACCGUGGUUCAGCCGCUCAGCAGGGCUCUGGUGCUGGAUCAGAAUGA